Sinocyclocheilus anshuiensis is the source of this 1655-nucleotide messenger RNA. Its product is annotated as ATP synthase subunit beta, mitochondrial-like. Lineage: Eukaryota; Metazoa; Chordata; Actinopteri; Cypriniformes; Cyprinidae. The transcript is spliced from 9 exons. The coding region runs from base 43 to 1491 and encodes 482 amino acids. Gene Ontology annotation, molecular function: proton-transporting ATP synthase activity, rotational mechanism; ATP binding. The record is from RefSeq and is a predicted model, not a curated record. Gene Ontology annotation, cellular component: proton-transporting ATP synthase complex. Gene Ontology annotation, biological process: proton transmembrane transport; proton motive force-driven mitochondrial ATP synthesis.
CUGUCGAGCCUCUGCCCCAUUCCACCUUCAGCCAUUUUAACGAUGCUGGGAGCUGUGGGACGCUGCUGCACCGGGGCUUUGCAAGCUCUCAAGCCCGGGGUGACCCCCCUGAAGGCUCUCAACGGAGCUCCAGCAGCGCUGUUUUCUCGCAGGGAUUAUGCCGCUCCUGCCGCAGCUGCUGCCGCCGCCAGCGGGCGUAUCGUUGCGGUCAUCGGUGCCGUUGUGGACGUACAGUUCGACGAGGAUCUGCCCCCUAUUCUCAAUGCCCUGGAAGUGGCCGGCCGUGACACCAGGCUAGUCCUGGAGGUGGCUCAGCAUCUCGGUGAGAACACCGUCCGCACCAUUGCUAUGGACGGUACCGAGGGGCUGGUGCGCGGUCAGAAGGUUCUUGACACCGGUGCCCCCAUCAGAAUCCCUGUGGGACCUGAGACACUUGGCAGGAUCAUGAAUGUCAUCGGCGAGCCUAUUGACGAGAGAGGACCAAUUACCACAAAACUGACUGCCGCCAUCCAUGCGGAGGCCCCAGAAUUCACAGACAUGAGUGUCGAGCAGGAGAUUCUGGUCACAGGAAUCAAGGUCGUAGAUCUGCUGGCACCCUAUGCCAAGGGUGGCAAGAUCGGUAUGUGUGUGGAUAUACUACUGUUAAAAAAGAUUGGGCUCAGAAUACUGAGAAAAUGUAUCAUGGAGUUCUUUUCAACAUUUGAUAAGUGUUUGGCACCAAAUCAGCAUAUUAGAAUGAUUUCUGAAGGAUCAUGUGUCACUGAAGACUGGAGUCAAAUUCAGCUUUGCCAUCACAGAAAUGGAUAUAGAUUUAAAGUGGAAAAGUUAAGUUAUAGUAUUAUUUCAAAGUAUUACGUGUCUGCCCUGCUGGGCCGUAUCCCCUCUGCUGUGGGUUAUCAGCCAACUCUGGCCACUGACAUGGGUACCAUGCAGGAAAGAAUCACCACAACCAAGAAGGGUUCAAUCACAUCUGUGCAGGCCAUCUAUGUGCCUGCUGAUGACUUGACUGAUCCUGCCCCUGCCACAACUUUUGCUCACUUGGAUGCAACCACUGUGUUGUCCCGUGCCAUUGCUGAGCUGGGCAUCUACCCCGCUGUGGACCCACUGGACUCCACCUCCCGUAUCAUGGACCCCAAUAUUGUGGGAUCUGAGCAUUAUGACAUAGCCCGUGGCGUCCAGAAGAUCCUCCAGGACUACAAGUCCCUGCAGGAUAUCAUUGCUAUUCUGGGUAUGGAUGAGUUGUCGGAGGAGGACAAGCUGACUGUGGCUCGUGCACGUAAGAUCCAGAGGUUCCUGUCCCAGCCCUUCCAAGUCGCUGAGGUCUUCACUGGACACUUGGGCAAGCUGGUGCCCCUGAAAGACACCAUCAAGGGCUUCAAGGCCAUUCUGGAUGGUGAGUAUGACGCUUUGCCCGAGCAGGCCUUCUACAUGGUGGGCCCCAUCGAGGAGGUCGUCCAGAAGGCAGAGAAACUGGCUGAGGAGCAUUCGUAAAUGAGUUGGUUUAAAUGUGUCAGGGCGGGUUGAAUGAAAUGGCACUUGGUUUGUAACGUCACAUUCAAAAACAAAUUGUAUCUUUAUCGCUGGUCAUUCUGAGGUUCUAUUUAAUGUUUCCAAUUCGUGAAGAUGGAAAUAAAACUGUCUUACCGUGAACUGUU